Molecule: messenger RNA, 1009 nt
Organism: Tachysurus vachellii
Lineage: Eukaryota; Metazoa; Chordata; Actinopteri; Siluriformes; Bagridae
Gene: il21
Product: interleukin 21
Exons: 6
Coding region: 74-514 (146 amino acids)
Biological process (GO): immune response
Cellular component (GO): extracellular region
Molecular function (GO): cytokine receptor binding
Source: RefSeq, a predicted model, not a curated record
UGAACGCAACUGUGUAAACGCAUCUUUAGCUUAAUAAAGCUUGGAUCAGUGUAACUGAAUAGCAAAGAUAAAGAUGAGGACGACAUUUUCUUGUGUUUUGUGUUUUCUGCUCGUAGCCGCAUGCUGCGCUCAAACGACUUCUCCCAAGGUUACGAAAACUGAUGGACUGUUCCAACAAGCCAUCCACCACCUCAAAUAUCUUAUAAAAAUAGAAAAGGACAAUGGCAUGCUUCUUCACUCACCAAUAAAUGACAUCAAGGAGUGUUGUUCUCAGCCUGCGCUUGAGUGCUUCAGGAAACAGCUGACCUCCAACACCCAUAAGAGUCCACUGAAGACGAAACUGGCCAGGAAUCUGGGCAAGCCCAGCAUUAUGAAUAGCCUAAACACCUGCACUGCAGAGGAAAUACAGAAAGCUGAGUGCAUGUCCUGUGAAUCCUACCCCAAAGUCAGCAGCAAAGAUUUUCUGAAGAAUUUACAGACACGUCUGCAGAAGGCUUACAGUCGCCUUUCUUAAAAUACAAUCAUGAUGAUGACUACGUGAAUGUGUGGACAACACUACCUAAAGAAACCCUGGUGUAAAGCACUCUGGAUCAACUCAUCUAUUUAUUGCCUAUUUAUUUGUAUUUUUCCCCAUAUUUUAUUGCAAUAGACUGAGAAAUGCCUUAAUAUGUCUAGAAUUUCUGAUAUGUUGGCAGUGUGUUUAAUGUUUUUUUUACUGCUAAUUCUGAUUAAUACUGUGUUCACAUUAUAAUGUACAUAUAUACUGCAUUAUGUUAUAGUAUUAGUAGUUAUAAACCAGCAUAAGAGAGAAGACUCAAAGUAGACCUGUUGCUGCUAUAGCACCUCCUGAUGUAUGGGCAUAAAAAGAGUUCACACUGUCAACUGAUCUUGAAGAAUAAUGUCUCAUAAUGAGACUGUAUGUAUUGCAUAGUUACCCAGUUGUACUUAAUGCAUUUUUUGUAUUAUUUAGUAUUUAUUUACUAUUAAAAGUAUUUUGCUGAAACUAUAA